Messenger RNA from Octodon degus (degu), 3995 nucleotides. RefSeq names its product cullin 5 (gene Cul5). The record is from RefSeq and is a predicted model, not a curated record. The coding region runs from base 357 to 2900 and encodes 847 amino acids. Gene Ontology annotation, cellular component: SCF ubiquitin ligase complex; Cul5-RING ubiquitin ligase complex. Gene Ontology annotation, molecular function: ubiquitin protein ligase binding. The transcript has 19 exons. Gene Ontology annotation, biological process: SCF-dependent proteasomal ubiquitin-dependent protein catabolic process; protein ubiquitination. NCBI's taxonomy places the organism in Eukaryota, Metazoa, Chordata, Mammalia, Rodentia, Octodontidae.
UGGGAGUCUGGGAUAAACGUACUAGCCGGGAUGUGGGCGCCGGCCAGGGGACAUGCGGGCUUCCGCCAGCAGAGGGCGCGCUCGCAGCAGCCUUCGCGCCCGCGGGCUUCCCGGUCCCGCGCACGCUCCCGAGCGCGCCCCCGCCCCGCGUCACGUGACGCAGCCGGGACCCCCGAGCCGCCCGGCCGGAGCCGAGGUACUUUCGUUGCAGGCGGCCGCGGAGGCUGCUGCGGGUGCAGCUGCAGAGGCGCUUCCGAAGGAGCGGGGAGCUGAGGGGUCGAUGCUCCCUGCUCUCAGUCAGGUCGGCUCCCGUGACCGUCUUCCCGUUCGGCGCCGCCGUCGCCCCGAGCGCGUAUAUGCGCGCUUCCGUGAGGAGAGGCGCCGGUGACCAUGUAGGAGGGCGGCGGGAGGAAGCGCGGGUGCCGGCGACGCAGCCGCCCCCCGCCGCGGGGGCGGCUGGGGCCGCGGGCCGCGGUGCGGACGCGACCUCCGCCUGGGGCCUGGCCCGCAGCGCCGCAAGUCUCGCCGCGUCUCGCGAGAGCCGAAGUUGCAGGAACAUGGCGACGUCUAAUCUGCUAAAGAAUAAAGGUUCUCUUCAGUUUGAAGACAAGUGGGAUUUUAUGCGUCCAAUUGUUUUGAAGCUUUUACGCCAGGAAUCAGUUACGAAACAACAGUGGUUUGAUCUGUUUUCGGAUGUUCAUGCAGUCUGUCUCUGGGAUGAUAAAGGCCCAGCAAAAAUUCAUCAGGCUUUAAAAGAAGAUAUCCUUGAAUUUAUUAAGCAAGCACAAGCACGAGUAUUGAGCCAUCAAGAUGACACAGCUUUGCUAAAAGCAUAUAUUGUUGAAUGGCGGAAAUUCUUUACACAGUGUGAUAUUUUACCAAAACCCUUUUGUCAACUAGAGAUUACUUUAAUGGGUAAACAGGGCAGCAAUAAAAAAACAAAUGUGGAAGAUAGUAUUGUGCGAAAGCUCAUGCUUGAUACAUGGAAUGAAUCAAUUUUUUCAAAUAUUAAAAACAGAUUGCAAGAUAGUGCAAUGAAGCUGGUACAUGCUGAAAGAUUAGGAGAAGCUUUUGAUUCUCAGCUGGUCAUUGGAGUAAGAGAGUCCUAUGUUAACCUUUGUUCUAAUCCAGAAGAUAAGCUGCAGAUUUAUAGGGAUAAUUUUGAGAAGGCAUACUUGGAUUCAACAGAAAGAUUUUAUAGAACACAGGCACCCUCUUAUUUACAGCAAAAUGGUGUACAGAAUUAUAUGAAAUAUGCAGAUGCUAAAUUAAAAGAAGAAGAAAAACGAGCGUUACGUUAUUUAGAAACGAGGCGAGAAUGUAACUCUGUUGAAGCUCUCAUGGAAUGUUGUGUGAAUGCCUUGGUGACGUCAUUUAAAGAGACUAUCUUAGCAGAGUGCCAAGGCAUGAUCAAGCGAAAUGAAACUGAAAAAUUACAUUUAAUGUUUUCAUUGAUGGAUAAAGUUCCUAAUGGAAUAGAGCCAAUGCUGAAAGACUUGGAGGAACACAUUAUAAGUGCUGGUCUGGCAGAUAUGGUAGCAGCUGCUGAAACUAUUACCACUGACUCUGAGAAAUAUGUUGAGCAGUUACUUACACUAUUUAAUAGAUUUAGUAAACUUGUCAAAGAAGCUUUUCAGGAUGAUCCACGAUUUCUUACUGCAAGAGAUAAGGCAUAUAAAGCUGUUGUGAAUGAUGCUACCAUAUUUAAACUUGAAUUGCCUUUGAAGCAGAAAGGAGUGGGGUUGAAAACUCAACCUGAGUCUAAGUGCCCUGAGUUACUUGCCAAUUACUGUGACAUGUUGCUGAGAAAAACACCAUUAAGUAAAAAACUAACCUCUGAAGAGAUUGAAGCAAAGCUUAAAGAAGUGCUCUUGGUACUUAAAUACGUACAAAACAAAGACGUUUUCAUGAGGUACCACAAAGCUCAUUUGACACGACGUCUUAUAUUAGACAUCUCUGCCGAUAGUGAAAUUGAAGAAAAUAUGGUAGAGUGGUUAAGAGAAGUUGGUAUGCCAGCAGAUUAUGUAAAUAAGCUUGCUAGAAUGUUUCAGGACAUAAAAGUAUCUGAAGAUCUGAACCAAGCUUUUAAGGAAAUGCACAAAAACAAUAAGUUGGCUUUACCAGCUGAUUCUGUUAAUAUAAAAAUUCUGAACGCUGGUGCCUGGUCAAGAAGCUCUGAGAAAGUCUUUGUUUCACUGCCUACUGAACUGGAGGAUUUGAUACCUGAAGUAGAAGAAUUUUACAAAAAAAAUCAUAGUGGUAGAAAGUUACACUGGCAUCAUCUCAUGUCAAAUGGAAUUAUAACAUUUAAGAAUGAAGUAGGUCAGUAUGAUUUGGAGGUAACCACAUUUCAGCUGGCUGUGCUGUUUGCAUGGAACCAAAGACCCAGAGAAAAGAUCAGCUUUGAAAAUCUAAAACUUGCGACUGAACUCCCUGAUGCUGAACUUAGAAGGACUUUAUGGUCUUUAGUAGCUUUCCCAAAGCUCAAACGGCAAGUUUUAUUGUAUGAACCUCAAGUCAGCUCACCCAAAGACUUCACAGAAGGUACCCUCUUCUCAGUGAACCAGGAGUUCAGUUUAAUAAAAAAUGCAAAAGUUCAGAAAAGGGGUAAAAUCAACUUGAUUGGACGCUUGCAACUCACUACAGAAAGGAUGAGGGAAGAAGAGAAUGAAGGAAUAGUUCAACUUAGAAUACUGAGAACCCAGGAAGCUAUCAUACAAAUAAUGAAAAUGAGAAAGAAAAUUAGUAAUGCUCAGCUGCAGACUGAAUUAGUAGAAAUUUUGAAAAAUAUGUUCUUACCACAAAAGAAAAUGAUAAAAGAGCAAAUAGAAUGGCUAAUAGAGCACAAAUACAUCAGAAGAGAUGAAUCCGAUAUCAACACUUUCAUAUAUAUGGCAUAACUUUGAAUAUCGUGGACAAGACUAAGCAAACAAAUUUUGGAGUGCUUGGGCAGAAAGUUGUCACAGUUUGAGCUGGAGAAAGGUUUAUUUGGACUUUGAUUACAUAAAUAUUCAAAUCUCUGCCUUACCUUUCCAGAGCGACUCUCUUUUGCCAGUCAUACUCGUCAGCACGGUGGCGUUCCCUUCAUGUUGCACACUCUGUAACAGCAUGCUGUUUUGUGGAGAAACUUGCAUUCAUGAAGAGCCCAAUACGAACUUUUAAAAGUAAAUUUGAUUUUUAUGCACCAGGAAAAACACAAUGGGAGGGUGAAGGCGGGUUUCUUGUUGCUUUUCUCUCUUUUGUUUUUCCUCUUACAAAAGUGUACUUGCACAAGGAAGGAUAUUAAGAUAUUUGUGCACUGAAAAAUGCUGUUAUCUUUGGUUUUUUUUUUUGUUUUGUUUUGUUUUGUUUUGUUUUUUAAUACAAUUAAAACUAGAAGUAGCACUCUUGGCUCCUUGUGAUGAAGAGUGAGCUGCACACCAGCGCUGGGAGAGGGCAGAUGUAGGUGAGACGUGGGGGCUGCACAGCAUGGAGGUAGCCAGCACUGUUGCAGCACCACGGGUGGACUACAAAAUGGUAUUAAAUAUUUCUAACUUGCAAAAAAUUUUAAAGCAGGAAACUGUUGCUUUAGUUAUUUGUUACUAAAUAACAAGUUUUAAAAAAAUUAUAUGUGGCUGGAGAGCUUGUUUGAAAGUGAGGCUUAUGUUGUUGCUUCAGUUGUUUGAGAAAAAUUAGGGGGAUAAGGAGGUCAUUAUGGCACCAAUUUUAGUACCCGUGCUGCCGAACCGAGGCAGGGAGGUCAUUAUGACCGCAGAGUCAGAACUGCAAAACAGGCAUCUUAAGUGUGCUCACUAACACACUUAAUAUUUAUACUCCUAAUAUUUAUUAUGCCAUGUCUAAUUGAAAACGAUGCCGAAAUCUGCUCUGGUAGAAUACAUUUAUGGGACUGGUCUCCUAAUCUGUAGCAUAGGAAUAUUUUCAUGUUUUGAAGUCUCCAUGAUUAGGAAUCUGCAGCCUCAGGUUUCUAGAAAAAAAAAAAAAAAUCAUUCUCUUUU